UUAAAAUUGACUGAGUAUAAAAUGCCUAAUCAAUUAAAUCGAUCAAACAAUCAAAAUGUAGACUGUCAAAAUGAUGAAAGUUCAAAAGAAUUAAUUGACAAAGUAGUACCAGAAAUUAAACCAAAGGAUAGAUAUAAUUUGGCAUAUAUUUCGUUCUUUGUACUUGGUAUGACUUCAUGCCUACCAUGGUUAUUUUUUUUAAAUUCGCAAAUUUAUUGGAAGUAUAAAUUUCGUAAUACAACACUGGAUAAAUUUGAGUCUACCAAUAACACAAGUUCUUCAAAGCUACAAAAUUAUUUUACUGCUUAUUUGGAUACCGCCAGUGCAGUGCCAUAUUCUGUGUUUGUUAUUGUAAAUAUUUUUAUGCAUAAAUGGAUUUCAUGGAGAAUAAGAGUAAUAAUAACGCAAUUAGGAAUAAUAAUGCUGUUUCUGGUAUCAACAAUAUUUGUAAAAAUAAAUACUGAUGAAUGGCAACAUUUAUUUUUGAAAAUAACACUGAUAACAGCAGCUGGAUUAAAUGCACUUGGUUCAAUACUUGCUGGAACAAUAUUUGGUGUUGUUGGACAUUUUCCACCAAAAUACAUAUCAUCAUGUUCACAAGGACUAUCAUCAAGUGGUAUAUUAUCAACAAUUUUACAAAUACUAUCAUUGUGGCUGAGCACUGGACCAAUUGCAACUGGUUUUAUGUAUUUUUUAAUCGGUCUUUUUAUUUUUCUCUCUUCAUUUUUUUCAUAUAUUUUUCUAGAGAAACAGGAAUUUUUUAAGUAUUAUAUUAAAAAUAAGCCAGUCAAUAAAAAAUCCAUUUAUUGUGAUGAUGAUACAACAAGUUCAGCUGAAAAUAAUUCAGUGUCAUAUAUGAAAAUUUUAUUUAAAAUUUGGCCAUAUGGAUUGAGCAUGUUCAUAACAUUUUCUGCGACAUACGGUGUAUUUCCAGCAAUUAAUACACUUGUAAAGAGUGAAGCACCAAGCAAAACCGAGUGGUACCAAAAAUACUUUGGAUCUGUGGCAACAUUUCUCAUGUUCAGUAUAGGUGAUUCUUCUGGAUGUUUAUUGUCACGAUAUUCUACUUGGCUGAUAGGCAAACCUGGCUUGGUACUUACACUUUCAAUUACGAGGAUUAUAUUCAUUCCAAUUAUAUUAGUUUGUAAUAUUUCUGAUUAUCCUGAUAAACAAUUACCCAUCUACAUUACAAAUGAUUUUAUCUACAUGGGAUUGAUGAUACUAUUUUCCAUUACUCAUGGAUACAUGUGGUCAGCUUUAUUUGUUUUAAUUCCCAGAGUGGUGGAUUCAAAAGAACAAGAAGUUUCAUCGUCAAUGCUUACUGCAUUUCUUGGAGUAGGAUGUAUAGCUGGUGCUAUAAUGAGUUUUUUUUAUCUUACUUUAUUAUAAAUAAAAAUAAAAAAUAUA
Messenger RNA from Aphidius gifuensis, 1407 nucleotides. Its product is annotated as equilibrative nucleoside transporter 2-like. Gene Ontology annotation, biological process: nucleoside transmembrane transport. The transcript is spliced from 8 exons. Gene Ontology annotation, cellular component: plasma membrane. The record is from RefSeq and is a predicted model, not a curated record. Gene Ontology annotation, molecular function: nucleoside transmembrane transporter activity. Bases 22 to 1389 code for a protein of 455 amino acids. NCBI's taxonomy places the organism in Eukaryota, Metazoa, Arthropoda, Insecta, Hymenoptera, Braconidae.